Teleopsis dalmanni is the source of this 1390-nucleotide messenger RNA. RefSeq names its product activating signal cointegrator 1 complex subunit 2 homolog. The record is from RefSeq and is a predicted model, not a curated record. Bases 20 to 1357 code for a protein of 445 amino acids. The transcript has 4 exons. NCBI's taxonomy places the organism in Eukaryota, Metazoa, Arthropoda, Insecta, Diptera, Diopsidae.
UCAUAUUGUGAAAAAAAUAAUGAAUUUCAUGAAAAGAGAAACUAUUGUAAUUUUUUUGAUAUUAUUAAAUUUACUGACUCAUGUAAUCGGGGACUUACAGAGAGAGGUUGCCACUGGCAAUGAAAAUUCAAAUGAAAAACUUUUACAUAUAUCAAAAAGUAAAGAACCUGAAAAUGUUCAGGAAAUUUCUACUAUUACCUACAAUCCUACUGAGCAAUCUGCUAACCAGAAAGCACAUCUAUUCCAACACACUCAAACUAACAGUGGUAAGGAAAAGUUGCAAGAUGGCACAACAAUAACAAAAACAGCAACAACUGCAACAGCAGCAGCAACGACAACUGCAGCAACAACAAUUACGACAAAAACGACAACAAUUACAACAGCAGGAACAACAACAACUACUAUAACCACAACAACAAUUCCAACACUUAAAGAAGAAAAUUUAUAUAGUACACCUUUGCCUCUGUUAAAAAAUACAGAAAUCAAAAAUGUACAAGAUAUCUCUGUUGCUAAUAAAAACUUUCUAGACCAAUCCGCAAAUAGUAACUAUCAUCCUACUGCUCACGCACAGUAUAAUAGUGCAGAGAAGAAGGAGAAGAAUGAUGCUGUUAUCAUAACGAAUAGAGAUGAAAGUCUAUAUAGUAAACCCUUACCUUUGCUAAAUAAUGUGGAACGAAAAAAUAUUCACGAAGUCACAGUUGUUAAUAAUAGUACUAUAGAGAAACUUCAAGGAAAAAAAUCACAUCAAUCCCCAGCUCCACAAUAUCAAGAACCGAAUAAUGAUGAUAAAGCAACGAAAGAGAAACUUCAAGGAAAAAAAUCACAUCAAUCCCCAGCUCCACAAUAUCAAGAACCGAAUAAUGAUGAUAAAGCAACGAAAGAGAAACUUCAAGGAAAAAAAUCACAUCAAUCCCCAGCUCCACAAUAUCAAGAACCGAAUAAUGAUGAUAAAGCAACGAAAGAGAAACUUCAAGGAAAAAAAUCACAUCAAUCUCCAGCUCCACAAUAUCAAGAACCGAAUAAUGAUGAUAAAGCAACGAAAGAGAAACCACAAGGAAAAAAAUCACAUCAAUCCCCAGCUCCACAAUAUCAAGAACCGAAUAAUGAUGAUAACGCAACGAAAGGUACGGAUUUCAAAAAUAUUCCGGAAGUUUCUGUUACAAUUAAUUCUACUGAAAUAGAAAAAGUGUCUACUACAGAAUCUCCACACUAUGAGAGUGACGAGGAUUACGAAGUAGAACCAUACGAUUCAUCAGAAUGCGUUAAUUGUUGCAAUAAAGGCGAGUCCCCGUGUACUGAUUGUUGCGAUGUUACUCCAUAUCUAAGUACAUUUGUAUUAAAAUCUUCAGGGGGCUAGUUUUAUAUUAAUAUAACUAAUAUAUAAUAUCAA